Lodderomyces orthopsilosis Co 90-125 is the source of this 1338-nucleotide messenger RNA. RefSeq lists its product as uncharacterized. Gene Ontology annotation, biological process: endoplasmic reticulum to Golgi vesicle-mediated transport; Golgi organization. Gene Ontology annotation, molecular function: small GTPase binding. NCBI's taxonomy places the organism in Eukaryota, Fungi, Ascomycota, Pichiomycetes, Serinales, Debaryomycetaceae. The record is from RefSeq and is a predicted model, not a curated record. Bases 1 to 1338 code for a protein of 445 amino acids. The transcript has a single exon. Gene Ontology annotation, cellular component: Golgi apparatus.
AUGGGUAAGAAUAAAAAGAAAAGUAAGAAACAAGAUGAUUCGGAGGAGACAACCAAACAACCUCAAAAAGAUGCCCAGGAAACCGAGAAAGAGAUAGAUGAAGCCAUAGAGAAUUCAAAAACUGCACAAAAGGUGAUUGAGUCCAACGGAGCACCUACUCUAGAUCCUUCUUUGGAGGGAUCUGACGACAAACCCAUCUUGGAGAAGUUGCAACAGGCGGAGAAGGAAAGAGACGAAAUAAAGCAUUCAUAUGACAAUUUAGUCAGUAGGUUAUCAUCAUUCAAAAGCGUGUUUGCUAAUAUGAAGAAGGCAGAGGUCGAACUAGAAGAGAAGUCGGAACUAGUAGACAAGUUGAAUGAGGAGAAUGAUAGAUUAAAGGAAGAGAACAUUGACCUAAAGAGCUCUCUCAAUGAAGCUUCCAACAAGGUAGAUCACAAUUUGUAUAAGGAUUUGCAAGAACAAAACGCAAAUCUCAAUAACGAAUGUGAGAAAUUGAGCGACACUUUGACGAAAACUAGGCGGGAAUACACCUCAACGAUUGAAGAAUUGCAAGAUGAGAAAUAUAGCUUGGAAAAUGAAAAUUCGAAAUUAUCUAAAUUGUUGCACGAGUUGAAACAAGAAGUAAGUGACCUUACGGUAGCUCAAAGUGAAUUUGACCAAGAAAAGAAGGACAUGGCUGACUCUGUAAAUGUUUUCAAGGAUCGAUUUGAGGCUAAAAAUGACGAAGUCAAAAGCGCCCACGCAAAGAUAGAGGAACUAAACAACCUCUUAUCCACAAACAACGUCUUCUUUGAAAAAGAAAAGCUGUCAUUGCUGGCGAAAAUAGAAGCAUUGGAAGAAAAGUUAGCAGAAAAAGACAAUACGAUUGAAACAUUAGGAGCAGAAGUGGAAAGCUUUAAGCAAAAAUCCAUGGAAUCGGAGCUAAAAUCCACCGAAAUUGCCGACUUGAAAAAGGAAAUAAACAACAAACAACUUCUUAUAGGAAAACUACGUCAUGAAGCAGUGAUUUUGAACGAGCAUUUGACCAAGGCGUUGACCAUGAUGAAACAAAAGGGUGAAGGUUCGAAUAAAACCGUGGAUGCUGAGUUACUAUCAAAUGUCAUAAUAAGCUUUUUACAAUUCCCUAGAGGGGAUUCAAAGAAAUUCGAGGCAUUGCAAUUGAUCAGUGCAUUACUAGAAUGGGAUCAGCUGCAAAAGAUUGCCGCUGGUUUGCAACAUGUGCCUAAUGCUAAAGGUGGUAAAACUAAGGUUGAUUCAAAUGGAAACGAGGUCCCAACAAGGCAAAGCUUUGUAUCUUUAUGGACUGAAUUUUUAGAAAAAGAGUCUAGCGGUAAGUAA